Messenger RNA from Ophidiomyces ophidiicola, 5250 nucleotides. It is a transcript of the gene RPO21, whose product is annotated as DNA-directed RNA polymerase II subunit RPB1. Gene Ontology annotation, biological process: transcription by RNA polymerase II. The transcript is spliced from 5 exons. NCBI's taxonomy places the organism in Eukaryota, Fungi, Ascomycota, Eurotiomycetes, Onygenales, Onygenaceae. The coding region runs from base 1 to 5250 and encodes 1749 amino acids. Gene Ontology annotation, cellular component: RNA polymerase II, core complex. Gene Ontology annotation, molecular function: DNA binding. The record is from RefSeq and is a predicted model, not a curated record.
AUGUCAUCUGUCAAGUUUCCGUUUUCUAAGGCGCCGUUGCGCACGAUCAAGGAGAUACAAUUUGGUCUUCUUUCGCCUGAGGAGGUCAAACGAAUGAGCGUGGUCCAUGUUGAAUACCCUGAAACCAUGGAUGAAGCAAGGCAGCGACCUAGAGAAAAGGGCUUGAACGAUCCGCGACUCGGCACCAUCGAUCGGAAUUGGCGUUGUGCAACCUGCGAGGAAGGUAUAAAUGACUGUCCAGGUCAUUUUGGUCACGUUGAAUUGUCUACACCAGUAUUUCAUAUCGGUUUCUUAACCAAAAUCAAGAAGCUACUUGAAACUGUUUGUCACAAUUGUGGAAAAAUCAAGGCCAAUACGAAUGACCAGAAAUAUCUAGAUGCUCUCCGGUUCCGCGACCCCAAGCGGCGUUUUGACGCGAUUUGGCGGUUAUCGAAAGAUGUCCUCCUUUGUGAAGCCGAUCCUCCUCCAGAUGAAGAUGAACCUUUCGGCAAAGAAUCGUCUAAGAUGACUAACAGCCAUGGUGGUUGUGGAAACGCGCAACCCCAAAUUCGAAAAGAAGGUAUCAGUCUGGUAGGUACUUGGAAGCCGAGCAAAGCGCGCGAUUUGAUAGAUGAUAAGGAUAUUCAACAACCAGAAAAAAAGCAAAUUACUCCACAGAUGGCGCUGAAUAUUUUCAGAAAUAUCUCAGAAGAGGAGGUCCGAAUAUUGGGGUUGAGUAACGAUUACGCGCGACCGGAGUGGAUGAUUAUCACUGUACUCCCCGUUCCUCCCCCACCGGUGCGUCCCAGUGUUCUUGUUGGCGGAAGCUCCGGCGGCCAGCGUGGUGAGGAUGAUUUGACGUAUAAACUGGCCGAAAUUAUUCGUGCGAAUCAGAAUGUCACCCGAUGUGAACAAGAAGGGUCUCCGGAGCACGUUGUUCGCGAAUUCGAGUCUCUGUUACAGUACCACGUUGCAACUUAUAUGGAUAAUGACAUUGCUGGACAACCGCAGGCUAUGCAAAAGUCCAACCGUCCUGUGAAAGCUAUCCGAGGUCGCUUGAAGGGUAAAGAAGGUCGGCUUCGACAAAAUUUGAUGGGAAAACGUGUUGAUUUUUCAGCCCGUACGGUUAUAACGGGUGACCCCAAUUUGUCUCUGGACGAAGUUGGCGUUCCCAUCAGUAUUGCGCAAACACUGACAUAUCCGGAAGUUGUUACCCCCUAUAAUAUUAAUAAACUAGGCCAACUUGUGGAUAAUGGCCCUGACGUACAUCCCGGGGCACGGUACGUAAUCCGCAGUUCUGGUGAACGCAUUGAUCUUCGCCAUCACAAGGGCGGCGGUGGCCGGAACUUUUUGCAAUGGGGCUGGAAGGUUGAACGCCACCUUAUGGAUGGGGAUGUUAUUCUAUUCAAUCGACAGCCUUCUCUGCAUAAAGAGUCAAUGAUGGCUCACCGUGUUCGAGUUAUGCCUUACUCUACAUUCCGCCUGAAUCUGUCUGUCACAACUCCUUACAAUGCUGAUUUUGACGGUGAUGAAAUGAACUUACAUGUGCCGCAAAGUGAAGAAGCCCGUGCAGAGCUUAGUCAACUUUGUUUGGUUCCCUUGAACAUUGUGUCACCACAGCGAAAUGGUCCUUUAAUGGGUAUUGUGCAAGAUACACUCUGUGGUAUUUACAAAAUCUGUCGUCGUGAUGUUUUCCUUACAAAGGAGCAAGUCAUGAAUAUUAUGCUCUGGGUCCCAGAGUGGGAUGGUGUUCUGCCACAGCCUGCAAUCCUCAAACCUCGUCCUCGGUGGACGGGUAAGCAAAUGAUCAGUAUGGCAUUGCCAUCUGGCCUUAAUCUUCUGCGCGUGGAUCGUGAUCGAGCUCCUUUGGCGGAAAAGUUCUCGCCGUUGAAUGACACUGGUCUUUUAGUCCACGGAGGUGAGCUCAUGUAUGGAAUGUUCUCCAAGAAAACUGUGGGUGCAACGGGCGGCGGUAUUGUCCACACCAUUUACAAUGAAUAUGGACCUGAGGUUUGCAUGAACUUUUUCAAUGGAGCCCAGACUGUGGUCAACUACUGGCUGUUGCACAAUGGCUUUAGCAUUGGUAUCGGUGACACAAUCCCCGAUCUUGCUACCAUUCAAAAGAUUGAAGAAGCUGUUCGUAUUCGAAAGGAGGAGGUUGACACAAUCACCGCGAGCGCAACGGAAAACACUCUUGAACCACUACCUGGUAUGAGUGUUCGUCAAACUUUCGAAAGCAAAGUUUCUCGAGCUUUGAACAAUGCUCGUGACGAAGCAGGUACGGAGACCGAGAAGAGCUUGAAAGAUUUGAACAAUGCCGUACAAAUGGCUCGUUCCGGAUCGAAAGGAUCAACAAUUAAUAUCUCUCAAAUGACAGCCGUUGUGGGGCAGCAAUCUGUGGAGGGAAAACGUAUUCCAUUUGGGUUCAAGUAUCGUACGUUGCCACACUUCACCAAAGAUGAUUAUUCUCCGGAAUCUCGUGGUUUUGUAGAAAACUCUUAUCUUCGGGGUUUGACGCCCACCGAAUUCUUCUUUCAUGCGAUGGCUGGCCGAGAAGGUCUUAUCGAUACUGCCGUGAAGACAGCCGAGACUGGCUAUAUUCAGAGAAAGCUGGUCAAGGCUUUGGAAGAAGUAAUGGUGAAGUAUGAUGGCACUGUUCGCAAUUCGCUGGGUGAUGUUAUUCAGUUCCUUUAUGGCGAAGAUGGGCUUGAUGGGGCUUUCAUUGAAAAUCAGCGUGUCGACAUUAUCAAGUGCUCCGAUGAGCAAUUCCGAAACAGAUUCCGUGUCGAUCUUAUGGACCCUACUAAAUCACUUUCUGCUGAAGUACUUGAGCAGGCAACAGAAAUAGCGGGCGACAUGGAGGUGCAAAGAUAUCUUGACGAAGAGUGGGAACAGUUGCAAAAGGCGCGAACAUUCCUACGGUCAGUUGCGAAAGAAGAUGAAGAGAUGAUGCAAUUGCCAAUCAACGUCCAGCGAAUUUUGGAGUCUGCGAAGACAACUUUCAGAAUUCGUGAAGGCACAAUUAGUGACCUGCAUCCUGCAGAUGUCAUCCCGCAAGUCCAAUCACUUCUUGAUCGUUUAGUCGUUGUUCGUGGAGACGAUAUCAUAUCAAAAGAGGCUCAGGAGAGUGCGACAUUACUCUUCAAAGCCCAACUUCGUUCUCGCCUGGCCUUUAAACGCCUUGUUGUAGAAUACUCAUUGAACAAGCUCGCUUUUCAGCAUGUCCUCGGAGCCGUCGAAAGCCGAUUCGCAAAGGCUGCUGCAAAUCCAGGCGAAAUGGUUGGAGUCUUAGCUGCACAAUCUAUUGGAGAACCGGCAACACAGAUGACGCUUAAUACUUUCCAUUUUGCUGGUGUUUCGUCUAAGAACGUUACUCUAGGUGUCCCUCGCCUAAAGGAAAUUCUUAAUGUUGCUACUAAUAUCAAGACUCCAUCUAUGACCGUCUACCAAGCCCCGUCGCGUUCAAUGGACAAGGAAUCUGCAAAACAGCUUCGUAGUGUUGUGGAGCAUACAAGCUUGAGAUCUGUCACGGAAGCCACGGAAAUUUAUUAUGAUCCCGAUAUACAGUCUACAGUGAUCGAGGCUGAUCGCGACAUGGUUGAGUCGUAUUUCAUCAUUCCCGAAGAUGUUAUGGAUGAUUCAUCACGACAAUCUAAAUGGCUCCUUCGUAUCAUUUUGAGCCGACCGAAAUUGCUUGACAAAGGGCUUACUGUUCAAGAUGUUGCCUUGAAAAUUAAAGAAUCCUACCCUCAAGAUAUUGCCGUGAUAUUCAGUGACAACAACGCUGAUGAACAAGUGAUUCGGAUUCGCCAAAUUCAAGAUCCCAAGCAGGAUGACGAUGACGACGACACUGAAUAUGAUGUAACGUUGAAGAAGCUUGAGUCUCAUCUACUUGACACGCUCACUUUACGUGGUGUGGCAGGUGUUGAACGUGCCUUUAUUAACGAGAAGUCGCGCGUGCGUACCCUUGAUGACGGUUCUCUCUACAAGAGUAGCGAAGACCCGCAAUGUAAAGAAUGGGUGCUUGAAACCAGCGGAUCUGCUCUCGGCGACGUCUUAGCGAUUCCAGGAGUGGACGCUACGCGUACCUAUUCUAACCAGUUCAUUGAGAUUCUUGAAGUGUUUGGGAUUGAGGCGACACGAACAGCGCUGUUGCGAGAAUUGACUCAAGUGCUUGCAUUUGACGGGUCAUAUGUGAACCAUCGCCAUUUGGCCCUUCUUUGUGACGUUAUGACUUCUAGAGGGUUUCUCAUGGCCGUCACGAGGCACGGAAUCAAUCGCGCUGAUACAGGCGCAUUGAUGAGGUGUUCUUUCGAGGAAACGGUCGAGAUCUUGCUUGAUGCUGCCGCUUUUGCCGAGUUGGAUGACUGUCGUGGAGUUUCGGAGAACUUAAUACUGGGACAAAUGGCCCCAGCCGGCACAGGUGAAUUUGAUGUUUUCCUUGAUCAAACAAUGUUAAUGGGAGUUGUCUCAAACAACGCUGGUCUGGUCACUAUGGGCAAUGUCGACAAAGGCCUAUUGUCGGAUGGAGCAGCAACUCAGUACGACAGUGGUUCGCCAAUGCAGGAGACCAUGUACAUCAGCUCUCCUGACCCGGAUUCCCAAUUUUCACCUAUUGGCCAAGCUGGAUCUGAGACCCCGGCGGGCUUUACUGAAUAUCAGCCCCCCGGAUUUGGUGGGUUUAGCCCAGCUGGUGGCAGGAGCCCAGGAGGUUAUUCACCUACUAGCCCAUUCGAUACCAGCCCGACCUCGCCUGGGUAUUCUCCGUCUUCUGGCUAUUCUCCCACGUCUCCUGGAAUGAGUAUCACCAGCCCACGAUUCAUGGCAUCUCCAGGGUUUUCUCCCGCCAGUCCUACAUUCGCUCCGACUUCUCCUGCAUAUUCCCCAACUUCCCCUGGCUACGGACAGACCCAAUCACCUACCUCUCCUUCAUAUUCACCUACCUCUCCUGGAUUUUCUCCAACAUCCCCCAGCUAUAGCCCCACAUCGCCAAAUUUCAGCCCUGCUUCCCCCGCAUUUAGCCCUACAUCUCCUAGCUAUAGUCCAACAAGCCCGGCUUUUGGCGGUGUCACUGGUAGACACGUUUCUCCGACCUCACCAACAUCUCCAAAGUAUACUCCCACUUCUCCUGGUUGGUCCCCCACAAGCCCGGAGGCCUAUUCGCCAACUUCUCCCAACUUCUCGGGGUCCCCAACUUCCCCAGGCGGUCCUACGUCCCCAGGAUACAGCCCUACUUCCCCAACAUUUCACCCGACAUCUCCUCGUCAUUAA